Pecten maximus is the source of this 4401-nucleotide messenger RNA. RefSeq names its product nucleolar protein dao-5-like. The coding region runs from base 27 to 3149 and encodes 1040 amino acids. The transcript is spliced from 8 exons. Gene Ontology annotation, cellular component: nucleolus; nucleoplasm. The record is from RefSeq and is a predicted model, not a curated record. NCBI's taxonomy places the organism in Eukaryota, Metazoa, Mollusca, Bivalvia, Pectinida, Pectinidae.
AUCCUGUCCUUUUUUCGCGUGUUGCAAUGGCUUCUGGUGGUGAACCCGGGUCUGCGGCUUUAUUGCCGAUGGUAUAUGAAUAUCUGAAAGCAACAUGCAAAGACGUUGCAGAUAACUUGAAGAAGAAACUAAAAGUUAAUCCUCCUGAAAGUGGAUCUCCUAAAUUGCAGGAACUUUACAGUCAUUGGAAUCAAUCUGGAGGAAAAAGAAAGCAGUCUGCUUCAGGCGGAGGGGUUGCAAAAAAAUUGAAGACAACAGACUCUAGCAGUGACGACUCAAGUGAUUCUGACUCGGAUGGCGAACCAAAAACAACCAAGCCUAAAGCCAAGUAUGGCAAUGUUCCACCACCCUCAAGUCUGACCAGUCCAACAGCAACUGGUGAUGCCAAGAAAACCCCAAAGAAACGGCCUGCGAAGGACAGUAGCAGUUCAGAUAGUGCUAGUUCAGACAGCUCUGAUGACGACAAGAAGAAAAAGAAAGCAACUACGCCGGCUAAAGCUUCUGCAAUCAAACCUACACCCAGUAAAAAGGCUAAGCAGGAGUCAUCAAGUUCUAGCUCAGAUUCCAGCUCAGAAGAAGAUACCAAAGCAGUCACAAAAGCAAAGACUGCAACUACUCCAGUUUCUAGUAAGGGGAAAAGUGUGUCCAAGAAAAAUGAUAGCAGUGACAGCGAUUCCGAGUCAAGCUCAUCAGAAGAAAGUAGCAAGAAAGUGAAAAAGACCAAAUUAACCGGAGCAAAGACAGUGCAAAAGAAAAAGGCAGAAAGUAGCAGUGAUGACUCUAGCGAUUCCAGUUCUGAUGAGGAUGCUAAACCGGCUGUAAAAGCUAAACCCGUUACCAAGGCUACACCAACAAAGGCUGCUGUCUCAGCAAAGAAGGCUGCUGACAGUGACAGCAGUGAUUCUAGCAGUGAUUCUUCAGACUCUGACAGUGAUUCAAAGAAAAAGACCAAACCUACUUCAAAACCAGCUGGACCAGUUUUAAAGAAAGUUCCUGCAAAGAAAGCCAAUAGCAGCAGCAGUAGUGACUCCAGUGAUUCCAGCUCAGAGGAUGAAAAGGCAAAAGCAACUCCUUCCAAGAAGCCAGUAGCCUCAACUAAACCAGCUGCAUCGACAAAGAAAAAGGAUGAUAGUAGUAGUAGUGAUUCAAGUGACUCUAGUUCAGACGAAGAUAAGAAAGCGAAAGUAACACCCGCUAAAAAGGCAACAACACCAGCUAAAGCAACACCAGCUAAAGCAACACCAGCAAAGAAAAAGGAUGAUAGUAGUAGUAGUGAUUCAAGUGACUCUAGUUCAGAUGAAGACAAGAAAUCUAAAGCAAAAGUAACACCCGCUAAAAAGGCAACCCCAGCUAAAGCAACACCAGAGAAGAAAAAGGAUGACAGUAGCAGUAGUGAUUCAAGUGACUCUAGUUCAGACGAGGAUGAGAAAACAAAAGCUAAAGUAACGCCCGCUAAAAAGGCAGCAACCCCAGCUAAAGCAACACCAGCAAAGAAAAAGGAUGAUAGCAGUAGUGAUUCAAGUGACUCUAGUUCAGAUGAAGACAAGAAAUCUAAAGCGAAAGUAACACCCGCUAAAAAGGCAACUCCAGCUAAAGCAACACCAGCGAAGAAAAAGGAUGAUAGUAGUAGUAGUGAUUCAAGUGACUCUAGUUCAGAUGAAGACAAGAAAUCUAAAGCGAAAGUAACGCCCGCUAAAAAGUCAACCCCAGCUAAAGCAACACCAGCAAAGAAAAAGGAUGACAGUAGCAGUAGUGAUUCAAGUGACUCUAGUUCAGAUGAAGACAAGAAAUCUAAAGCUAAAGUAACACCCACUAAAAAGGCAACCCCAGCUAAAGCAACACCAGCGAAGAAAAAGGAUGACAGUAGUAGUAGUGAUUCAAGUGACUCUAGUUCAGAUGAAGACAAGAAAUCUAAAGCUAAAGUAACACCCACUAAAAAGGCAACCCCAGCUAAAGCAACACCAGCAAAGAAAAAGGAUGAUAGUAGUAGCAGUGAUUCAAGUGACUCUAGUUCAGAUGAAGAUGAGAAAGCGAAAGCAAAAGUAACGCCCGCUAAAAAAGCAACUCCCGCUAAAGCAACACCAGCGAAGAAAAAGGAUGAUAGUAGUAGUAGCGAUUCAAGUGACUCUAGUUCAGAUGAAGACAAGAAAUCUAAAGCAAAAGUAACGCCCGCUAAAAAGGCAACUCCAGCUAAAGCAACACCAGCGAAGAAAAAGGAUGACAGUAGUAGUAGUGAUUCAAGUGACUCUAGUUCAGAUGAAGAUGAGAAAUCUAAAGCAAAAGUAACGCCCGCUAAAAAAGCAACUCCAGCUAAAGCAACACCAGCGAAGAAAAAGGAUGAUAGUAGUAGUAGUGAUUCAAGUGACUCUAGUUCAGAUGAAGAUGAGAAAUCGAAAGCUAAAGUAACACCCACUAAAAAGGCAACCCCAGCUAAAGCAACACCAGCAAAGAAAAAGGAUGAUAGUAGUAGUAGCGAUUCAAGUGACUCUAGUUCAGAUGAGGACGAGAAAUCAAAAUCAAAGAAAAAACCAGUUACACCAUCAAGUGUAAGUAAAGUGUCUCAAAAGAAAGCACAAGCUUCUAGUAGUUCCAGUGACUCUGACUCUUCAGAUGAUGAUUCUGCUAAAAAAAAUACUAAAUCUACACCUAAAUCUCCGAACAUAUCUAAAAUUAAGAAAGAUUCUUCCUCAUCAGAUUCGGACAGCUCUGAAUCUGAAACUGAAACAAAAAACCGUCCAGCAACAUCAACCCCAGCUGUGACCGUGAAAGGGAAGGGCGAUGAUUCCGAUGACCAUGAUUCUGGGGUUUCCUCCAAUGGUGACGGUAAAAAGAUGAUGAAUGGAGACAAUUUCAACACCCCAAAGGAUCAAGAUACACAGAAAAACACUCCAAAAAGUAAAAAAACUCCAAACACACCUUUCCGUCGUGUGAAAUCUGAGCAGAUAUCGGUUGAUACUCGUUUGGGAGACAAUUCAUUUGAAGCUAAGUCUGGUGCCACUGGGUCAUGGGGAGAGCGGGCCAACAAAGAUCUCAAGUUCACAAAGGGCAAAUCAUUCCGGCAUGAAAAGACCAAGAAAAAGCGUGGGAGUUACCGAGGAGGAGCCAUCGACACAUCCACUCACUCCAUCAAAUUUGACGACAGUGACUAGAUCGUCAAAGAGACAAUAGAAUGUGUUCAGACGUACAAGAGAUGUAAAAACAAUGUAUGUUUUAAUGAUGAAACAGAUCCUCCUGUACUCCACCAUUGGAGAAAGACAUUACAACAUGUAUAGGUGAUCUUCCCAAUUAUUGGGAUAUUGUGUGAAUUAAUAUCGAUGAUACAUUACAUAUUUAUGUAUUUCAAUACUUCGACUGCCUCAAAACAGAUUUUGUAUAUAUGUGUCUCCAUGUACAGUUCUUACCGGUCUAUCACACAAAAUAUCUACAAACGUUAUUUUUAACCGAGAUAUAAGAGGACAAGAUUAAUCAUAUUUUUGUGUUGUCAGCAGUUGAUAUGUAUUACUCACUAAGAACACCGGUGUUGUUGUAUAUACUUUAUUGUCCACAAACUAAGUAAGAUUGUACACUGUCUCUUACUUUAUACCUCUUUGAUUAUAGGUUGUCAUUCACAACAACAUAUCACAUGUUGCUAUUUUUCCAUCCAGCAUGUCAUUCAGCAUAGGCUCGUAAUGGGAUAUCUUGUUAUUGGUUGAUUCCAGAGAAUAACUUUUACUUAAUGCCUAUAGAGGAUCAUUUUUCAUUAAAACAGGUAUUUGUAAAAAAUUGAUCACCUGGGUAUCAUAUUUUUCAGGGAGUUCUAUAUAGGAAAUAAUUUGAAUCUAGGUAGAGCCACUUCAAUAUGAAUGAUGAAGUUGGGAGCUAGUACUAAAAGGAUAGAGAGCUGCUAUCGGAGGUUGAGGAUAUUUGAGAAUUGCUUUGGAAAUUGCUAUGUACUGUAGAUAAAAGAAUUAGUGAACUGAAAUUUCUACUUUGUAGCUAUAAGUAGUUGAAAAAGAACUUAAUUGCUGUAUUCAUAAAAGGUUUGGGUAUUAUGGCAUUCUUUUUCAUGGCUUUUCUGAACUUAUUUACAUAGCAAUAAAUAUUAUAAAAAUUCUGUCUGUAAUUCGUUUCUUGAUAAUUCUAAUUGUCAUUUGAUGGAUCCAAACACCAUAUGCUUUCCCAAAAAAUAAAUGCUUAACACCAAAUUGGAGCAUAGUUUUCAGUAACAUCUGAACAGAUUUGCUGUAAAAUGAUUGGCUAGGAGAUUGUUGGAUGAGGGAAUGUUUACCGGAAGUUGUCAAAGGUGCUAAGAUGUUGGUUCAUAUUCAUUUUGUUGGUAUCAUUGCUUCAAUUGUACAAUGAAACUGGCAUCGAUGUUACAACUCUGAAACUCUGUCAGCUCAAUAAAGGUUAUAAAGCAAU